GGAAGUGAUGAAACGAAAGGGUUGGGUCUAUGACACGCUGACCACUUCCCACUUUUCUUUUAAAGAAUUAAGUUGAAAAUAAAGUUAAUUUAUUAGCGUCAGCACGCACUCAAGUGAACAUGGGGAAAAUUGAGUGGGCGAUGUGGGCAAACGAGCAAUCUCUGGCUGCUGGGCUCAUUUAUGCUACUGGUGGGAUUGUCGGAGUUGCUGGUCAGUUCAGAGGCUGGCAGUUUGCAGCAUUCGGGAUUGCUGCUGGUGUGUUUGUGUGUUUGCUUGAAUAUCCACGCAGCAAACGCAGGAAAGGCACCAGCGUUGAGAGAACUGGUCAGUACUGCUUCACAGUGUGUGUAAAGGCUUUCGGACCCCUGACAAGAAACUAUUACGUCAGAGCAUUCUUGCAUGCUGCGUUGUGUGUUCCUGGAGGGUUCAUGUUAGCCACAGUUCUGGGAUGUGUGUGUCUAGGAAUUGCCAGUUUAAUCUACCUUUCGGCAGCUAUUCAUGGAGAGCAUUGGGAGCCCAUACUGCCCCGCACAGAGCAACCAAAGUCUGUUGGGAAUAGCAUCAAAGAACCUCCUCAAAACCCUCCACCUCGGCCUCCUCCUGAACUCCGUCGGAAGAAAGUAGAUAAACUAGAGACUGCUGUGUAUGACAAUCCCAUGUCUGUGACCAUCAAUGAAUAAGGCUUCCACUGUGAAAACAGUUACCUAUUGUUCAAAGAGGCUUCAGCAGUAAGUAACUGUAUGAUAUGAAACAUUUAUGAUGAGUUUAUACUAAUAAACUGCAUCAAGAGAGAGCUGUCACUGAUCAUGUUUAUUUAAUAGUAUCCAUGCUUUGAAAUGCUUGAUAAAUUUAAAACAUCCCAUUUAUUAUUGUUAGUAACAGAGAAGAAAUUUUAAUUUAAGAUUUUUUUUUAUCAAUAUAAUCAUAGAAGAAAAAUAUAAUUUUACUGGGAUGCUGUUAAAAUGUUAACAUUGUGUAUAUUUACCUCAAGAGAGUGCAUAUAGUUAUGCCUUCAUUUGUACUUACAAUAAACUCAGGAUGUGCUACACUUAAUCAUUUAUGUCAUCCAUAGAGUUAAAAUAUUGCAAAGUUUCAUUUCUUUUUUUUAUUUGUUGUGUAUAUGUAUAACCUAAUGCUGUGUUAUUUCAUUAGCAAAUCCAUUUUUAUAAUGCAUGGACAUUUUUCUUCCUAAAUGCUUGUCAUCCUGAAAUCUAUAUUCAUAACUUAAAAAUUCACAAAAGCAUUGCACAAAUGGUCAUUAUAUUAUAGAAGAAGGUAAAACACGUCUUUGUGUUUUCGUAAUCCUUUAUUACUCAACAAGGAACAAGGAAGUUCAUCUUGCUCAAAGAAAAAUGAAACUCAUUGUCUUUUGUGUUCGUUUCACAAUGUCUUAUUUCUUUGAUGUCUGAUGUUAAUUUCAUCAUCAUGUACAAUGAAGAAAUACAAGUGCUGUAGGCUGAAUAGAUCUGAUUGUGACCAUCAGACAAAAUUCUCUGAAAAUCAUUUCUGAUCUAUGACAUAAUAGCUUUAAAUGUUUUGAACUUUCUGAGCAUGACUGCCCAGUAGAAUAUUCAAUUGUUCAUUUCAUUUCAUCAGAUUUUGACAGACAAAAUAUUAAGUUCUUCCAUGCUUGGUUACUUGGUUAAGUAGUAGUUAAUUGUCUUUUAUCGGCCUGAUUAUAAGCUCCCAUGAAACAAUCAGAACAAGCCCUACAAUAAAAUAAUACAUAUUAUACAGAAACAUCA
This is a messenger RNA of Cyprinus carpio (common carp), 1745 nucleotides long. RefSeq names its product cytochrome b-245 alpha chain (gene cyba). Gene Ontology annotation, cellular component: NADPH oxidase complex. The record is from RefSeq and is a predicted model, not a curated record. Gene Ontology annotation, molecular function: heme binding. Gene Ontology annotation, biological process: superoxide anion generation. Lineage: Eukaryota; Metazoa; Chordata; Actinopteri; Cypriniformes; Cyprinidae.